AUGAUAAACACCCAGGACAGUAGUAUUUUACCUUUGAGUAACUGUCCCCAGCUGCAGUGCUGCAGGCACAUUGUUCCAGGGCCUCUGUGGUGCUCCGAUGCCCCUCACCCACUGUCGAAGAUCCCCGGUGGGCGAGGGGGUAGCAGGGAUCCUUCUCUUUCAGCUCUGAUAUAUAAGGACGAGAAGAUCACUGUUAACCAAGAUGUCCCAGUGCACGAAGGGAAGCCUCAUAUUGUCCACUUCCAGUACAAGGUCACAGAGGUGAAGACCUCCUCCUGGGACGCAGUGCUCUCUAAUCAGAGCCUCUUUGUGGAAAUCCCUGACGGAUUAUUAGCUGAUGGGAGCAAAGAAGGGUUAUCAGCACUGUUGGAGUUUGCUGAAGAAAAAAUGAAAGUAAACUACGUCUUUAUUUGCUUCAGGAAAAGCAGAGAAGAUAGAGCUCCUCUCCUGAAAACAUUCAGCUUCUUGGGCUUUGAAAUCGUGAGGCCUGGUCACCCUUCUGUCCCGUCGCGGCCAGACGUGAUGUUCAUGGUGUACCCCCUGGAUCAGAACUCUUCCUCAGAUGAAGAAUAGCUGCAGCGGGGAACUCCAGUGUGACCUGGAAAUGCUGUUGAGGGGAGAGAGGGUUCAAUCUCCUUUCUUGAGGAAAGGGAAAACAAGCUUCUGUUGGACUGAAACUGCAUUUUUCAUUGUUAGAUUGGCCUGUGUAUCCUCAGAGUUGGCUAUCUCAUUGAAACGUGUUGCCUAGAGAACUAUAUAUACACACAUGUAAUCACCAAAUAGUAAAUGGAAGAUGUUUAUGAACUGGCAUAGGAGCUCUUUACGUGCAGCUGUGUGGUGUGUUAGCCUGGUUCCCCGGGCCGGGUGUGGGCAGUACAGCAGUAGGUGCAGCACUGACUCCUUGACUUCUCUAAUCCGUGUUGGUCCUUCCCCAGUCCCCCCAUGUGUGCUCAUCUGACAGACCACGUUUUGACUUUUCACUCAAGACUCUGAAGCAGGAGGCAUGUUUUGGGUGUCAGGCAUGUGGAGGAGAUGUGCUCAUGCUUAACCUUUAACACUACAUUAAACCCCCGUGUGUCUCCGCUUUGGGGCGACCAAUGCUGUUUUAACUGGUCUAACCUUUUCUUUUCCCUUCUCCCCCCCCACCCCUUUCAGACUCCUUGCUCUUCCAGCUUUUGUUUUAAGCAGUCUUAGCUCUGUUCAAUGUUACCACUGCACUAGCACAGCGUUCAAUAAAGGGGCAUUCCGAUGAACUUCA
Messenger RNA from Neopsephotus bourkii (Bourke's parrot), 1258 nucleotides. RefSeq names its product ornithine decarboxylase antizyme 2 (gene OAZ2). Gene Ontology annotation, molecular function: ornithine decarboxylase inhibitor activity. Gene Ontology annotation, cellular component: nucleus; cytoplasm. The record is from RefSeq and is a predicted model, not a curated record. Gene Ontology annotation, biological process: positive regulation of protein catabolic process. NCBI's taxonomy places the organism in Eukaryota, Metazoa, Chordata, Aves, Psittaciformes, Psittacidae.